AAAUUCACGCUAGUGCCGACUUUCCGCUGGUUUCUUUCUGGAGCCAAAGUCCGCUGGUUUCUGAAGCCAAACUCAAUUCCAAUUUGAAUUUCGAGCCCCUGCAGCAGUCUUCCGCGUUCAAUUUAUUAUUCGCAGGCGUCUGCCCCCCUUUCUUCCCCAUUGCCUGCCGAAAACAAGAUAGCGAGAGAGAGAGAGAGAGAGAGAGAGAGGGGAGGAGCAGACAGCCGGCCAGUUUGUUUGGAGAAAUGGUGGUGACGUUGGUGGUGGCGACGACUGCCGACCCGGCGUCCGUCGGCCCCGCCUCCGCCCUCCUCGCCAUGCCCGCCUGGUCCCCCGGCCCCUCCCUCGCCGAGGGGAUGGAGAGCUUCUCCAACGGCGAGGUGCGGCUGCUGAAGCACGAGAGCAGCAUCGUCGCGGAGGACGAUCUCGACUCCCGGUGGGAGGCCGCCACGGGCGAGGAAGUCGCCGAGGUCAUCUUCCUCAGCCGCCACACCGCCGUUUCCUCGCGCCCCGCCCUCACCGUCCACCCUAUCGGUGUGCCGCACUUGAGGGAGGAUGAGACGCCGCCCGCUGGGGGACGGCCGGGGUGGGCAGCACCGCCGAGCCCUCGGAUCGGCCCGUGGCUUCGGCUGCUGAGAAAGAUUGCUGGAGAGCAAGGACUCAUGCCAGAGUUUGAGGUUACUCUGGAGGCAACUCAUCAUGGACCUGUGACUAACACACCAACCAUGUUUGUGGAGAUUGGAAGCACGGAAGAGUACUGGAAGAGACAAGAUGCUGCUCAAGCUAUCGCUCUACUUCUGUGGGAAGGUCUUGGCCUUGGUGGAGGUGGUGGUGUUGGAAAUUGGCAUGGGAACAAUGGUCGAGAUAAAGUUCUUCUUGGAAUUGGUGGGGGUCAUUAUGUACCUCGACACAUGGAUAUUAUACUGAAAGAUGGUGUGUGGGUGGGCCAUCUACUGUCGGGAUAUUCUUUGCCGAUGGAAGAUCCUAACCUAGUAAAUGGAAAACCUACCGAGAAAGAGAUCCGCGGAACAUGGAAGCAAGCAAUCAAAGUUUCGUACGAGGCAACGAAAUCAGCUUUUCCUGGAGGAGAAGUCAUCGCUCAUCUUGAUCACAAGAUUUCUGUGCCCGUCAGCAUGGUCGGGCAUGGUGUGCAUGUGCCGACCAUGCCAACAAGCCCAUGCUGCCUGUGCCGACUGUGCAUGCAAUAUGAAAGAGGAUCUCUGUCGAAGCAUGGUGGCAGGCUGUACUAGGCUGGUGGCACAGUGUCUCGCCCUUUGCCAGUGGCUUCUGGAUUCCUCACCCUGAACAAGCUUGAAAACCUAGGCUCUGGCAUAAUCUGAGCUUGGUAUAUUUGGGCCCCCGUUGGAUUCGCCCUGCUACCCAAAUCUGCGAAUGAAAUGUCAAGGAUGGAUUUUUAAUUUGACUAGAACCCUAGACAUUUUAUUGAUAGUAGGAGUGGCAAUUCUAUUUUGCGUGUCGUAAAUUGGUCGUCUCAAAAUAUGGGUGUAAUGGACAUAGAGGUUUUAACCCAAAUCAGACUCAUUUCAUCAAGGUUCUGAACCAACCCCAUUAAUUAAAUGGUGACCCGACACGACCUGCGUAACCCGUUUAAUUAUUUAAAUUAAUUUUUUUACCAGAGAAAUUUAAAUUAUGUAAGUUUAGAUUAAAAGCUUAAUAACUAUUUUGAAUCU
This is a messenger RNA of Ananas comosus (pineapple), 1691 nucleotides long. Its product is annotated as D-aminoacyl-tRNA deacylase. The transcript has 10 exons. NCBI's taxonomy places the organism in Eukaryota, Viridiplantae, Streptophyta, Magnoliopsida, Poales, Bromeliaceae. Bases 246 to 1250 code for a protein of 334 amino acids. Gene Ontology annotation, biological process: D-amino acid catabolic process. The record is from RefSeq and is a predicted model, not a curated record. Gene Ontology annotation, molecular function: D-aminoacyl-tRNA deacylase activity.